Molecule: messenger RNA, 1080 nt
Organism: Fusarium coffeatum
Lineage: Eukaryota; Fungi; Ascomycota; Sordariomycetes; Hypocreales; Nectriaceae
Exons: 1
Coding region: 1-1080 (359 amino acids)
Biological process (GO): base-excision repair, AP site formation; base-excision repair; DNA alkylation repair
Cellular component (GO): protein-DNA complex; nucleus
Molecular function (GO): DNA-3-methyladenine glycosylase activity; DNA-7-methylguanine glycosylase activity; alkylated DNA binding
Source: RefSeq, a predicted model, not a curated record
AUGGCUGUCACAAGGCGCUCUUCACGUAUCAGCACCAUGGCUGUGGCGAAGGCCGAAAUGCCUGCCAAAACGACAUCAGACACUAAUAAUCGAAAGCGCAAAGCUGCCAAACUCCAAGACGGGGCACAAGCACCUGCUACACCUCCAAGAAAGCGUGCACAAGGCAAGCCUGCGACUCCAGCAGCUCCGCCACCAGUAACACCAACGCCGGCUGCUGCAAGAGCUUUUGCUGAUCCUACAAGUUCGAGCAAGAAACCUCGCAGUGCGGCGGUUACACGACUUGCGGACCCAAAGCUGACAAAUGCGACACUCCUCUCACCAGAGACAUCAAGGCUUGUCGCUUCACGAGGACUUGAAAAUGUCUCGCCCAGUAAGGCUCCUCAGGUCAAAACGACAACGGAGAACCUGCUGAAGGAGGCCUGUGAUUAUCUUAUCAACGUUGAUGCUCGCAUGAGGCCUUUGGUCGAGAGCCAUCACUGUCGAGCCUUUUCACCGGAGGGACUCGCAGAGAAGAUUGACCCGUUUGAAAGCCUGUCGAGUUCCAUAAUCGGUCAGCAAGUGUCAGGAGCAGCAGCGAAGUCAAUCAAAACCAAGUUCAUUGCGUUGUUUGAGCAACAGCCUGGUGUACGAUUUCCCCAUCCAUCACAGGUGGCCAUGAAAUCCAUCGAGGAACUGCGGACAGCAGGACUAUCACAGCGCAAAGCUGAGUAUAUCAAGGGACUCGCCGAAAAGUUUGUCAGCGGAGACCUGAGUGCCCAGAUGCUUCAUGAUGCUUCGGACGAGGAAGUUAUGGAAAAGUUAAUUGCGGUCAGGGGUCUCGGGAAAUGGUCUGUCGAAAUGUUCGCGUGCUUUGCCCUCAAAAGGAUGGACGUCUUUUCGCUCGGUGAUCUAGGCGUUCAGAGAGGAAUGGCUGCCUUUGUCGGACGUGAUAUCGCCAAACUCAAGGCCAAGGGCGGUAAAUGGAAGUACAUGUCGGAACAGGAUAUGAUCGAGUUGUCGAAUAAGUUCUCGCCAUAUCGAAGUCUCUUCAUGUGGUACAUGUGGCGAGUCGAAGAGACAGACAUUAGCAUCAUGGAGUAA